Molecule: messenger RNA, 654 nt
Organism: Prorocentrum cordatum
Lineage: Eukaryota; Dinophyceae; Prorocentrales; Prorocentraceae
Source: the annotation of a GenBank genome assembly
AUGACACAGCCGGACAAGCUGAAGGGCAUGCACCAGGGCGUGCUGUAUUACGGCAUCCGGGACCUGAAGGUCUACGCCCCGAGCCACGUGCCGGUUCUGGUGCCCUGCGCCGAGGCGGCUCGGCACCCAGGUGCGGCGGACAAGUGGUUUCUGACCGCCGUCGGGCAGUUCGACCCGGGGAAGGCGGCGAUCAGACGUAGUGAGGCCUACGUGCAGAAGCAGGCUGCCCGAACCUACAUGGACGAGACGUGGGUGCUGCCGAGGCGUCGCCCGAAGGGAGCCGCCCAGUUUGUCUCCUUCCAGCAGGCCGCGCAGCCUUCCCAGCAGGCGGAGCUGACCGGGCCAGCGGCGGGCCUGAGGAGCCUGGCGCUGCACAGACAGCAGCACCGGAGGACCCUGGAAGGCUUCCUCUGCGCCGCUGCGGGGGUGCAGAACCGCGCCGCGUUCACGGGAUGCACCGACAUGAAGACGCCGGACGGCGACAGCGGCGACGAUUGGUGUUGGCUCGAGCCGCAGGUCAUCGCGGGCCUGCCAGCGGGGGCGAAGCGGUGGGGCAAGUGCGCGAAGGUCGUGGACUACGACAGAAUACGGCAAGAGAGCGAGGACGUUCCCUUCGGGGAGGUCCUUCGCCCUCCCACUGCGCACGCUGCGUGA